This is a messenger RNA of Cantharellus anzutake, 406 nucleotides long. RefSeq lists its product as uncharacterized. The transcript is spliced from 2 exons. The record is from RefSeq and is a predicted model, not a curated record. Bases 5 to 382 code for a protein of 125 amino acids. Lineage: Eukaryota; Fungi; Basidiomycota; Agaricomycetes; Cantharellales; Hydnaceae.
AGGGAUGGCUCUGAUUCUCAACAUCACCCCAAUCGAAUGCCCACUGACUUUGUUCGUUUGCCUUACCGCUGCUGGGAAGGUUAUUGUCGAUGAGCUACGGUUGUUCCCCCUGGGGUCCUACCCCGUCGACAGAUACUAUCAAGGGACGAGGAUGGUAUUUGUAAUAGGCACUCUGGCGAGUGUCACCGGAGUAGGAGUUGUCCUUCUGGCUGCGCAACGGAAUUGCAAAUCCUGGACGAUAUUCUUCCCAUUUACUGGCUUAAUAUCAGGCUCGUACCCAGUCGUCGUCCACGGAGCGACGACGACUGGGUACGAGUCCGGUAGUAGACUAGACCCCUGGUGUGGAGUUCCCCUUCUAGCUGCGCGCGCGGCGCGUGGUUAAUGAGCAUCCAAGCGAUACGGUGGG